Molecule: messenger RNA, 1788 nt
Organism: Eruca vesicaria subsp. sativa (arugula)
Lineage: Eukaryota; Viridiplantae; Streptophyta; Magnoliopsida; Brassicales; Brassicaceae
Source: the annotation of a GenBank genome assembly
AUGAUGAGGGGAGAAGAGGGAGUAACAUCGAACGAUAUGAACAACGACCAUACUACCAAUAUUUACAGUUCCACUGAUUGUGGUAAAAAUCGUAACGGAGACGGUAACGGUAAUUUUAACCAGAUCAGUGAAGCAUGGGGAACGUGGGAAGAGCUACUGUUAACAUGCGCCGUUAAACGCCAUGGUUCUAAAGAUUGGGAUGCCGUCGCAAAGGAGGUUGUCUCCCGGAGCUCUCUCAAAGCCUCCGCUCCGAGUUGCAGGCUCAAGUAUCAAGAUCUCAAGCGUCGGUUCCAAGACUCCGUCCACGACGACGGACGAGGAAAUAACGAAGCUGUGGCGGAGGAGGAGGAAAUCCCCUGGCUCGAGCAGUUACGGAGUCUUCGAGUGGCGGAGCUCCGGCGAGAUGUUCAGCGAUGCGACGAGUCGAUACUGUAUGGAGAAUCUCUAUAUCUCCGCCGCUGGAUCUUAAAACUAGAGGAGGAGAACGAUGGAGACGAUAAGCCAGAUCUGGAAGACGACUCUAAGAUAGUUAGAUCGCUGCCGUCGAUGAACGAGUCCAAUUCCACGGCCUCCGUUGAUGAAAUCGCCGAUCACGAGCGAUUAGGCGGGGAUCAAACGGUUCAUGCCAAUGACAAUUCAGGAAAUUUAGAUCCCGAUCGUAAGGCGACGGCGGCUGUGGAGGAGACAGUUAGUAGAAGAUCGGGGAUGAGUCACUCCAGCGAGUUGGGUGAGUCGGGAACGUCCACAGGUCAUCGGAAGAGGAAAGCUAAUAUCUACGGUGGAAGCGGCGAUAAUAAACCGGGCGGAAUUAAAUCACAGCCGUUGAUAGAAAUCAUUAAGCUGAUUCGGUCUCAUCCGCGAGGAUCCGUGUUCGAAUACCCGCAAAAGAGCCAGGAGACGAAGGAUUACAAGAGAUUGAUAAGGCAGCAUUUGGACAUUAAAACAAUAGAUAAAAGGAUGGAGAAAGGAUCUUAUGCUUCUUCAAGUCUCUCCUUUUACAGAGACCUCAAACUUCUCUUCACAAACGCCAUUGUUUUCUUUCCUACGUCUUCCUCAGAAUACAUGGCUGCACAAGAGCUCAGAACCCUCAUCUCUAAAGAGAUGAAGAAAGAUACUGGAAAAUCGAGUCAUCGUAUCAUCAAAUCAGAGGGUGGGUCUUUGGUUUCUAAACAAAAAACUUCUGCUCCUCUUGUUGUGUGUAAGAAGAAGAGCUCUGCUUCGAGAAAAACCUUUCCUUCCUCCUCAAGCUUCAAAGAAAAAAAUGAAAACAAAGUUUUUGAGGAUAAGGAUGUGACUAUCACUACUACAAGAAGCUCGAGGAGAAUAAGCAAAGAUAUUGACGUUGUAGCCAAAGAUAACAAAAUGGGAAGAUCCAAAAACAAUAACAAGAAACAAACAGAUUCAUCAAGUGAUGAUUUUGAUAAGGAAGAGACUCCUAAGACAGUGAAGAAGAUAGCAUUAGAGAAGAAGAAGAGUGUGGCUGAAUUCUUGAAGAGAAUCAAAAAUAACUCUCCACAGAAAGGAAAAGAAACAACAAAUAAAGAUCAGAAGAAGAGUGAUAGAAAUAUUAAGAAAGAGAACAGUAAAGCAAAACCGAGGGAACUGAGGAGUAAUAGCACCGGUAAAAGGAAAAUUGAAGUAGAGAAUACUGAAAAUAAAAGUUCAUUGAAACGAAAACAAACGAAAAGGAAAGCAGAUGAAGUGACUGUUGCAGCUACGGGAAAACGAGGUAGGGAAUCAGGAAAAGACAAACAAGAGUCAAAGAAGAGAAGCAGAAGACAAAAUUGA